Messenger RNA from Pogoniulus pusillus (Red-fronted tinkerbird), 1594 nucleotides. RefSeq names its product WAS/WASL-interacting protein family member 1-like. The record is from RefSeq and is a predicted model, not a curated record. The coding region runs from base 1 to 963 and encodes 320 amino acids. The transcript is spliced from 3 exons. Lineage: Eukaryota; Metazoa; Chordata; Aves; Piciformes; Lybiidae.
AUGGCCGCCCCGCCACCAUCCUCUGCCCUCUGCCCGUAUCUAAGAUGCCCACCAAACCGCGGGCGACGUGCCCAAAACAAAGGUGGCCGCUCCGCCGGGGUUCCCUGCCCCUACCAAACAUGGCGGCGAAAGGCGGCCGCCGGCGGGCGGGGCGGGGAGCCGGGCCCGGGGGCGGGGAGGGGGCGCGCCCGCCGCCGAACCGGAAGAGACGGGGCUCGGCAGCGGCCGGGUGGGGAGGAGGGAGGCACCGGCUGCGGCACCGAGGCAGGAAGCGGCGGCCGCUGGGGGGGUGGGGGGAGGGGAAGGAGGCAGGAAAAAAGAGAAAAAGAGGCAAAACAAGGCGGCGGCAGCAGCGGAGGCUUCGCGCUGAGGACCCGUCGCGGCCAGGCUCGCCGGCUACCGAAGCGCCUCCCGACUCCCCGGAGCCGGUGUCGCGGCAGCCCUCCCCCAUCUCCUCUCGCUUUCGCCUGCGUAGCCUCCUCCCUCCUUCCACCUCCCGGUAGCAGCGUCCCCCGCGGCGACCCUCCCGGUGCCCGGCCGGUUUACAUGAGGGGGAAGGAAGCCUGCCUGGAGCCUAGAAGACGCGUAGCAGGGGAAGGACUGCUCCGAGGAGCCGCCGCCGAGACCGGACCCCGCGCUCGGACUCUUGCGAGGGAGGGGGGACACCGUGGGGGGCACCCCUCAGAGCCGGGGCCUGGCGAGCAGAGCCUGCCCGCGCCGCCCGCCCCUGCCCCGCUGGAUGCCGAGUCCCUGAGGAGGAAAAACACAGACACGCAUAUCCACCCGGCCUUCAGCCAGGGGCUCGCUCGUCUGCAGGGAACCCACGGAUCUCGGUGGAAGGAGGCGAGCCCCGCACCAGAAAUCUCCCACCCAGCAGCAGUGAGAGCAAGAAAACCUCCUUCCCCUUCCUCCUGCACAACUCGCAAUCCCCUCCCUUCCUAUUUCCCCAACGCUGAAUGCUGAUUUCUGAGAUGAAAAUCUUCCUCUUUGGACAGCCAGGACUCAUAUGAAGGACACGCAAAUAUCGGAUCAUAAAUAAGAAGCGAGUCUGGCGAGCUCAGAAACCCAGCCCAAAAGGAGCAGCAUCAAGAAUCCACCCUUCUGCACAACUCACUCCCCACCCAACACACAGAGAAUACUAAUUUCCUGAGAUAAGAUCUUACCCCUUUAAACAACCGCACACGCGCAUACACACAGAGUGUACUUAGUACUAAAUAUAAUAGGUUAAACCCAGCAGCACGGGAAAAAGCCUCUUCUGCAACUCACUGCCCCUUUUCACCCUUCUGAAUGCUGAGAUCCUGAGGUAAAUUUUCCCCUUACCCACAGCAAAGACUCUUUUUGAACAGGACACAAAUAUAUAUUAGAUUAUAGAGAUGUAUUAAAUUAUUCCAGAUUUAAAUCUAUUUUUUGCUGCCAAGGGGUCGGGGGGACCAGACGUCAUUGUAAUUUAUUUUUUUUUCCUCCCCUCUUAACUCAUUUAUGGGCGAGUCGAGGCUGCUGAGGAAGAAAAAAACAGGAUAGUUAGAAUCUCUUUAUUCCCCAGAAGCUUUUUCUCUCAUUGCUGUGCAUUUCCUUUAGAAAAAAAAAAAGGAAA